Molecule: messenger RNA, 2845 nt
Organism: Fundulus heteroclitus (mummichog)
Lineage: Eukaryota; Metazoa; Chordata; Actinopteri; Cyprinodontiformes; Fundulidae
Gene: spata7
Product: spermatogenesis associated 7
Exons: 12
Coding region: 202-1947 (581 amino acids)
Biological process (GO): protein localization to photoreceptor outer segment; protein localization to photoreceptor connecting cilium; microtubule cytoskeleton organization
Cellular component (GO): rod photoreceptor outer segment; ciliary basal body; photoreceptor distal connecting cilium
Source: RefSeq, a predicted model, not a curated record
UCACGCACUGGCGUGAUGACGACAUCGGUCCUAGCAACCAGCAUGGCGACGGGAAAGCUUGGCUCUUUUUUUAUGUCUAUGGUCGAAGCUAGUUCGUAACUAGCUUGUUUCGCCGCGUUAACAUGAUAGGAUUUGAACAACCAGAGGCUUCUGGAUGUGCCCGACCUCUGCCUCCAUUCUUCUCGAAUAUAUCCGAAGAAAAUGGGAUACGCUGAAUUUAACUCUUCAAUGGAAUCGAGAACAGGGAGCGUUUCAUCUGGACUAGAGUGCAGCUCUGGAGUGAGAAGGCAGACAUUAAAAACUAGCCCUUUCUGUCCUCACCCCUCCAGCAAACUGACUCAGUCCAUCGUUAAAGAUCACAUGGUGUCUCAUUACAAAAAGAUUUACUCAGCUAAAGCUUCUAUAGAUACGUCAGUACCCAAAAGCUUGUUGCAAAGCGUGAAGUACAAUGACCAGAUCAGAAAGGAACAGCAGAGGAAAGGUGUUCGUCCUCAUUCAGCUUUCUCUUCUUCACGCCGGAAUAACACAACUUCCUGCUUCUCAGCUCAGCAGUAUGACGAGAGCCCCUACGUCUCCUCGAGGAGCUCCAUCGUCUCCACCCCCAGGUUAAACAGCUCCUUUAACGCCAAAGACGUUGUUUAUCCGUCUUGUUCAGUCAAUUCCCAUUACACCCGGCCAUCGUCAGAGAGGAGGUACCGAAGCCCUGAUGCAGCUUUUAAAAGAAAGCGGUCCACGUGUUCGCUGGCAGCUUCAAGAGAUCAGGGCUUCUACAAGACCUUCCAGGACCCUGUGAAGAAGACGUACAGCGGAGACUUGCUCGAAAAACAUUCCCAGCAUUUUACUCAAGAGAAACCGUUCACUCCCAAGACCCUGAAGUCAGAUAAGAGUUCAUACCUGUCAAAAUAUCGCUUCUACAGAGCACCACAGAUUAAAUCUUCCCAGGAAGACAGGAACUCAAGACUAUUGGGAGGGGAGACGGUUUGUAAAAGCACAAACCACAAGGAACACUCAGAAAAGCUAGAUAAUCAAUCCCAGGAAUAUUCUUCAGACCAUGAUUGGUCUGAAGAUGAGGUUCCUGGUACAUACUUAUCACCAUUACCACCACAGAAGCAUAAAAUGACAAGCCAAGAUCAUUAUCUCUUUCGCUCCUCAUCCAGGGUCUCUCCAGAAGGUGGGAAAUCCCCUAUCAGGAGCCUUAUUUUUGCAGAAGAAGAGGAGUUACUGUACCUAGAAUUCAUUUCUGCUGUGACGGAGGAUAUCCUGUCCAGGGGCCACAUCUCUGACAGGAUGCUGGAGCGGGUGAUGAAUCGACACAUUGAUAUGAAUCGUCAUCACCUUGAUGAGGGUAAAAUGCGCCACCUUCUGGAAGUGUUGCGUAACGAAUUUGAGGAACCGUCCAACAUAUUCACCUCAAGCAAAGACCCUCUGAAAAAUGGAAAAGCUUUUCUUGAUUCUAUAUUUUCCCAUUUGGAAUCUGAGUCUAAACCGGUAAAAACUAAAGAAGACAAAGACAUCAUAACCGAUGCAUCACUGAUUCAUCAGUGGGAUUUGCCCGAUUGUGGCGAUCUGCCACGGGUUUCUACACCCUCAUACUCUGCUGUAAGAACUGCUCCUUCAACCAAUAAAAGCAAAGAAGACGAGAAGGGAGAAAAUUACGAAGAAGCCGUUGGCUUAACGAUGUGUGGCGAUGAUGUCACAGAGAGUACAAUAGCCAGUCAAGAGGACUUCCACCGGACAGACAUAACUGUGAAUGUCCAUGACAAAAACCAUGAGCACACCUCUGUGAUUAGUGAUGUGAGCCGUGAGCCAUCUAAGGAGGUAGAGGAUCUGGGAAACAUUUUGUCAGAGUUGUUACAUGUGUCUAGCAACACAGACUCUGAAAACGUAGCACCUACUGAAGAGGGACACACGAACCAACACGAUGAUGUCAGUGAUGAUGAUUUCUGAGCGUUGCUUUACUCGGGGAUUGAUUGUCCCUUUUUUAGAUUUGGUUCCCAGAUGACUAUGCUUCAGACUGAACUGAAACAUUGGAGAUUUAUUAAAGUUGGUAAAAUCAUUUAGCACUGGUUAUGUUUCCCAUGUUUUACAAGGCACAUUAAAUAGGUGUUUUAUCUAUCUUUUUCUUUUUAAAUUCAUAGUUUUUGGUUAAAAUGUCCUCAAUCUUUUCGGAAAGUUGUGAUCUGGGUUUACUCUUGACCAUACAUGGCUGAGUUGCCAGCCAACUCAGGUUCUCUAAGCUAUCAUUAAGAUAUUGACACAUUUUUUUUUAUUAUGAUGUGCAGAUUCAUAAAGCUAGAUGUGUGAAAUAAAUAGUCUGAAUUAGAGCUGCACCAGUUUUACAGGAUAGAAAUAGCAUUGGCCAAAUUCAUGUCGAUUUGGUAUGAUCCAUAAUUGGCAGGUCAAAUUGAAAAUAAAUUUUUUUUGCCCCCUGUUCAUUAAAUGCACCAAAAUUAAAGCCUUCCACCCAUUUUGGAAAGAAAAUGCCUCAGCCUACCGUGUUUUGUUGAUGCACGUUUUGCGUGUAAUAAAAUCAGAUUCCUUCUCUUUUUUUCUUUUUUGUUGUUGUUGGGAGUUAAAACUAACUUUGAACACUCUUUUUAUGUGAAAAUGAAAUUGAAACAGGUCAAUUAGGCCUCAAAGAAAAAAGGUAUCUGCCAGAAAAGGCCUGAUUUGUGCAUUUCUAGUUCCAAUGCAUUGCCUGCUCAUUUGAAGUAUUAGGCAGCUGUAGCAUUGUGUUUGAGAACAAUGUACUCUUAAGUUUGUUUGCCUUUUUAUGCUUUUGAUAUGUAGUUUUUUUUCACCAGAAAGUGUCUUCUGUAAUGCAAUAAAUGGUUUCUCUUCUUGA